GACUGCGGGGACGGGCCUUUAUUAUAAAUCCAAAUUGCCAGCUUCCACACCACAACCACAUCACGUUCGAAUAGUCUUUGUGCACGAUACCACAGGUUCACGAUGUCCGACAAGUCAAAUCUCCUCAUGUUCGGUGCCACUGGCACCAUUGGCAAGUAUAUCAUCGAAGCGAUUGUCAACGCCCGAGAUUCCUUCGGUCGCAUCGCUAUCUUCACUAGCCCCAACACCGUCAGUAGCAAGGCCGACGAGCUCAAUGCCCUGCGUCAGAAGGGAGUCGACAUCUUGAUUGGUGAUGUUGGCAAUCGUGAGGAUGUGCUCAAGGCAUACGCAGGGGUGGACACCGUCAUCUCCGCGCUCGGUCGCGGAGCCAUCGCAGCUCAAAUUCCUCUGAUCCAACUGGCCAACGAAACUCCCAAUAUCAGGCGCUUCCUGCCAUCUGAAUAUGGCACGGAUAUCGAAUACAGCCCUGCCUCUCAGCACGAGAAGCCGCACCAACAAAAACUGAAAGUCCGCGCAGCUCUUAGAGAGGUCCGCAGCACCCUGGAGUACGCCUACGUGGUGACUGGGCCCUAUGCCGAUUUCCCGUUUUUCUUGGGUCGGUCCAGCAAUUCCAAGGCAGGCAGUUUCGAUGUGUUGGCUAAGAAGGCUGUCAUCGUGGGAGAUGAGCAUGGCAAAAUUAGCGUCACGGCACGUACAGACGUUGGUAAGUUUGUUGUGCAUGCCCUCACCCAUUGGGAGGCCGCUCGCAACCGCGCACUCAAAGUCAACUCAUUCACCACCACGCCGGCCGACGCCUUGUCCGAGUUUGAACGUCAGACCGGUACCAAGUGGAGCGUCGAGUAUACCUCACUAGAUGAGCUGCGGGCUUUGGAGAAAGAGGCGUGGGAGAAGGAGGACCCCGUAGCUACGGUCUACACACUUCGGCGCAUCUGGGCGGAGGGGGGCACACUCUAUGAGCGCCGGGAUAACGAAGAUAUUGGCGUGACGGAGACGAGAGACCUGCAAGAGUUGGUGACUGACUCUAUCCGGGCACAAAUCGAGGGGGUCCCAGCCAAGCAUUGAGUUAUGGCCAGAUAUAUGCUUUCCAUAGGAUGUAUUGUUCGUAUCCCACCUGCUC
Molecule: messenger RNA, 1117 nt
Organism: Aspergillus neoniger CBS 115656
Lineage: Eukaryota; Fungi; Ascomycota; Eurotiomycetes; Eurotiales; Aspergillaceae
Product: isoflavone reductase family protein
Exons: 3
Coding region: 103-1062 (319 amino acids)
Source: RefSeq, a predicted model, not a curated record